Messenger RNA from Fraxinus pennsylvanica, 327 nucleotides. NCBI's taxonomy places the organism in Eukaryota, Viridiplantae, Streptophyta, Magnoliopsida, Lamiales, Oleaceae. The record is from the annotation of a GenBank genome assembly.
AUGGAAAAAUCAUGCUCUUUGCUGGUACACUUUGACAAGGGUACACCGACACUUACCAAUGAGAUCAAGAAGGCACUUGAAGGGAACGAUGUUCCUGCUAAAAUUGAUGCCAUGAAAAACAUAAUUAUGCUUUUGCUGAAUGGUGAAACUCUACCUCAGCUCUUCGUCACCAGGCUUCUGGAUACUUUUUAUCAUAUCGGAGCAGCUAGAGCAAACUCCAUUACUGUUUCAUCUAAAAGGCCAGCUAUCCUUGCCGAUGGGACAUAUGCAACUCAAAGUGCUGCAUCUGAAACUACCUUCACCCCUCAAACUGUAGUUCAGGGAUAG